AUGGAAAGUUAAAGUCUCGAAACAUGUUUUAAAGCUUUUACCUCUGGAAAAGCUGAAAUGGACGGUAAAACCUUCGCUAAAGUAACCAAAGAUUGUCACUUAUAAGACAAGAAAUUAACUUCAACCGAUGUCGAUUUAAUUUUUGCAAAAGUUAAAACAUCAUCUGCUGUUCGUACAAUUACUUUCAAAUAAUUCGAAUCUGGUUUAUCCUAAAUAGCAGCUAAAAAAGGAGUAUCUGUUGAAGAUGUUAUAAAGAAUAUUACUUCAGCUGGAGGUCCUUAAUUUUAAGGUACUAAGGCUGAUUAUGUAAAAUUCCAUGAUGAUAAAUCAUAAUAUACUGGAGUUUAUGCUAAUGGAGGACCUACUAAUGUCGAUAAAGAUAAAAUUUCUGAUAUUUCUUAAACUUGUAAUAGAUAAGCUGCUGAUGUUAGAGGAACAUUAAAAAAAUGA
This is a messenger RNA of Ichthyophthirius multifiliis, 450 nucleotides long. RefSeq names its product p25-alpha family protein, putative. Gene Ontology annotation, molecular function: tubulin binding. The record is from RefSeq and is a predicted model, not a curated record. Gene Ontology annotation, cellular component: microtubule. The transcript has a single exon. Lineage: Eukaryota; Ciliophora; Oligohymenophorea; Hymenostomatida. Gene Ontology annotation, biological process: microtubule polymerization; positive regulation of protein polymerization; microtubule bundle formation.